AUCCCCCUUUCUUUCAUUCAACGCUCGCGCGUGAGGAUUCGUUAUUCAUUGCAUGCAAAGAAGCUAUCUAUCGUUGAUCGGCUAAGGUUUUGAUGGCACUCGGAUGAGCAGGAGAUGAAGAGGCACCGCGCUGAUUGGCUACGGCUGUUUAUUGCAGUGGCUAUGAGAGCUUCAAUCACCUGCGCUUCCUUCCUCUUCUCGCCGUGCUGCCCUUCCGCAUCGCCAGCGACGCCAGCGACGACGAAUGAGAUGGCACCGUUCCGUCGCCCAAGGCGGGCAUUUGGGCGAGUAGAGCGACGAAGAAAGAGAUCUCUAGCGCAUAUGAGAGGAGAGCGGCGCGCAGUGGGACGGAGAUCUCUGCUCACAGAGUCAGCGCGUGGCGCCUUGGGUGUCGCAUCGUCCCUCCUACUCAGCCCUUCUGCGGGAGCUCAGUGGCAGUUUGCGACGCCUGCACAGAUGGGCGAGGCCGUCAUCAAGAACACUCAACAGGUGGGCGGGGUAAGCGGGCAGAAGGGGAUGGAUGCAGCCACAAUAGUCUGACUGGUGUGGUGUGGUUGGUGUAAGGGUGACAUCGGUGGGAUCAUCGAGGCCAUCGACACAUUCUCCCGCAAGUCAUGGAUGAUGAACGUCGGCGCCACAAAAGGAGGUGAGCCAGGCGGGCAGGCGUGCAAUCAGGCAGACAGCGCGUUGGCUUCAUUGAGUGGUGUUUCCGUUGGUCAGAGUUGUUGGAGAGGCUCUUGAAGGAGAGGCAGCCGUCGUGCGUGUUGGAGGUGGGCACCUUCUGUGGCUACUCAGCUCUCCACAUGCUGCGGGCCCUACCGCAGUCAAGUCGUCUCACGACAAUAGAGAUCGACCCCGAAACCGCCGCCGUGGCCAGGAGCAUUUUGGCGCAUGCGGGCGUUGCUGACCGGAUAGACCUGCGAGUUGGUGCGUCAGGGGACGUCUUGCCCAGCCUCAAAGGCCCUUUCGAGUUCAUUUUCAUGGACCAUUGGAAGGGGGAGUAUCUGAAGGACCUGCAGACGCUGGAGAGGCUCCGUCUUACCGCAUCGGGAGGCACUCUGGUGUUCGACAAUGUGAGAUAUCCGCCUGGCGGUGCGAGUGAGCUGUUGAGCUUCCUCGAGGACACAUCUGAUUAUGACGUCGAGUUUGUGGAUAUCCCAUUCGAGUAUCGGGAUGAUAUACCUGACGCUGUGGCUGUGGCACAGUACAAGCCGGGCAAGGGGGCGGGGGGCAUACUCAUGUGAUGGAUGGAUGGAGGGGUG
Molecule: messenger RNA, 1262 nt
Organism: Vitrella brassicaformis
Lineage: Eukaryota; Vitrellaceae
Source: the annotation of a GenBank genome assembly